This is a messenger RNA of Somion occarium, 2096 nucleotides long. The record is from the annotation of a GenBank genome assembly. Lineage: Eukaryota; Fungi; Basidiomycota; Agaricomycetes; Polyporales; Cerrenaceae.
GCCGUUGAAACAAAAACAUUGACGAUCAAAGCAUAGCCAACAGUCACUUGAUUCAUCGCAUCUUGCACGACGGAGUUCGCCACAAUUGUUGUUCUGGAGAGUUUCGGUACCUUGCGAGAUGGGCGUCUGAGGCAGUAUGAUUGAAAAGGGCAUCAAGAUCUUGUCUAAAUGAAACGCAUGCAAAAACCCCUCGAACCUGGACAUUGUCUUUGCAAAUCGUAAGGCGAUAAUCAUUCCUGGCUGACAGAGGCGUGGUUCACUGAUGAUGUAUCCCAAGGUUGUAAAUCCUAUCACGCUAAGUACCUCAUGGUGCGAGGUUAGGGCUAGAUCGGCCUUGGAAUUGUCGUACCACUUUGCAAGCAUGUUUCCCGUCGUCCUCAUCCUCUUCAUCGUCGCAUUCAGCUUGUGGGCAGAUUUUCGCAAUGGGGUUCACUCAAGAGUCAAGAUACCUUCCAGCAUAAGCAUCUUCAUACCGUGGUUCGAUAACGCCAUACAGUUCGGCCUGGAUCCUCUUGGCUUCUUGAGAAAACGGCAGACAAAGCAUGGUUCUGUCUUUGCAAUUCGCCUUGCUGGGAAGAGAGUCAUCGUUGCAGGAAACCUCAAUGGAAUUCUGCGUGUCAUGCGCGAUACUCAAAAGACGCUUCACCUGCCGAAUCAUCAGAUGCUUGCAUCACUGGGGGACGUGAAGGGGACCAUACCAAUGACGCUUCUCGACCGCCUCACUACAUAUGUCGCGAGAACAUUUUCCAACAAAGGAAUUCCACAGUUUUCUCAUACAUUCAAUCAACAUCUCUUCCGUCAUAUCCGAAGUUUGGCUGAAAACUCACCAAACGACCGGGUACCUCUACAGCGCUUUGUCGGACAAGCACUGUACGACGCGGUGUCCGUUUCAGUCUGGGGACCACACUUCCCGUUGGACACUUAUGAGGAGUUCUAUACCAUAGAUGCGAAGAUGUCUCGCCUAUUGGGCCCUGCAUUCUUGGUCCCUCGGGCGGUUAGCCAAGCUCGCAACCUCAUGAAAAACAAAUUGGGGACUUAUAUGCAGGAAUGCUGGGACGAAGAAUUAGGCGUGAAAGGAGCGCCAGCAAACGUCACCGAGAUGAUUCGCUUAUUGAAAGAGUGCAGUCCGACCGUGCCGCCCGAGGAUGCGCAAGGGGCACUCUUGGUCUUCCUCUUUGGAUUGCAUGCCAAUACGCACCGCAUCGUGGCAUGGCUAUUCCUCCACCUCCUCAGCGAUUCCAGAACGUAUCUGCGACUCCGUCGAGAGAUAGACCAUGCCAUUGACGUUGAGUUUGGCGACUUGGAUACCCUGCUAUUAGUCCCGCCACAGCGACUGGGUGUGUCAUCACUGCCGUUGCUGGAGUCAGCCAUUAUGGAGACGUUGCGGUUGUGGUAUGCUGCAGUGACGGUACGUGAGGUGAACGAAGACACGGAGAUUCCAUCGGAAGAUAUGAAGACCUUCAUGGUAGCGCGGCCGGGAGACUUGGUAAUGGGAAAUAGUAGUGCAAUUAAUAUGUCAGACGACUUCUUCGAAGAGCCUGAGACGUUCCAGAUUGACAGAUUUGUCGGCUGCACCGCUGAGAAGGAGGACGAAGGGAAGUCGAGAACUUUGCCGCUGGGGAGUUUCGGAGGAGGUACACAUGUGUGCAAAGGCCGAGACUUUGCAUUGUACGAGAUGAAGGUCUUCGCCAUCCUUUGCUUGAGAGUCUUGGAUAUGAAGGCCGAGACUUCAUCCGGCAGGUCUAUUGACGAUCUCCCUUUGAAGGCCGAUACAACGCGAACUAUUCCCAGUUUCGUGAUGUAUCCAAGCGAGGAAGUGUUCGUCCGGAUUCGAAAGCGCGCAUAAUAGACUGGAAGAGCAACCUAUGUAUUUUAUAUCAUUGCUUACUAUCCCUGUAAUCCUCUAUGUUGCAACUGUUCACAUCGCGUCUUUACGCUUGAACAAGUAGUGCCCGACACCCCAUCUAUGGUAAUAUGACAUUAAUGGCGAUAUAUCAUAAAGAAAUAUCCACUUACUCUUCGCCUCCGUUCAACCCGAAGAACUCGGCACAAGCCAAAUAGAACACCCGAAACCUAUACCGGGGCUUGACUCGACA